Molecule: messenger RNA, 1669 nt
Organism: Seriola dumerili (greater amberjack)
Lineage: Eukaryota; Metazoa; Chordata; Actinopteri; Carangiformes; Carangidae
Product: acidic mammalian chitinase-like
Exons: 11
Coding region: 1-1470 (489 amino acids)
Biological process (GO): chitin catabolic process; carbohydrate metabolic process
Cellular component (GO): extracellular region
Molecular function (GO): chitin binding; chitinase activity
Source: RefSeq, a predicted model, not a curated record
AUGGGCAAAGUAGUGUUUGUGACGGCUCUGGCCCUGCUGCUGCACGUGCAGCUUGGCUCAUCCUUCAUACUGUCAUGCUACUUCACAAACUGGGCACAGUACAGACCACCUCCAACCAUUUAUAUGCCCAAUGACAUCGACCCAUGCCUGUGUACCCAUCUUCUGUAUGCCUUUGCCACCAUUAAGAACGGCCAACUGGCCACCUAUGAGUGGAAUGAUGUGGAACUCUACAGUCAGUUCAAUGGCCUCAAGAACAUGAAUGGCAACCUGAAGACUCUUCUGUCUGUUGGAGGAUGGAACUUUGGCUCUGCAGGUUUCUCACAAAUGGUGUCAAGUCCUGCCAACCGUCAGACCUUCAUCAAGUCAGUAAUUUCAUUCCUGAGGAAGUAUGAGUUUGAUGGGCUUGACAUUGACUGGGAGUAUCCAGCCAACAGAGGAAGCCCCCCUGAGGAUAAGCAGUACUACGCUGUUUUCCUGGAGGAGAUGAGAGCUGCCUUUGAGAAUGAGGCCAAGCAGAGCAACAGGGCUCGUCUUCUGAUGUCUGCUGCUGUGUCGGCUGGAAAGGACACCAUUGAUUCUGCUUAUCAGAUUCCCAAGCUUGGACAGGCCCUGGAUAUGAUCAAUGUCAUGUCCUAUGAUUUCCAUGGCUCUUGGGACCGUAUUACUGGUGAAUGUAGCCCCCUGUUUAGAGGCCCUGAGGACCAGGGUGGCUUCAUCUAUUUCAAUGUGGACUAUUCCAUGAACUACUGGAAGAGCCAGGGAGCCCCAGCUGAGAAGCUGAUUGUUGGUUUCCCCACAUAUGGUAACACAUUCACUCUAAGGAACCCUGCUAACCAUGGUGUUGGAGCACCUGUUUCUGGUGCUGGAACUCCAGGAAAGUACACACAAGAGGCUGGAGAACUGGCUUACUUUGAGAUCUGUGGCUUUUUGAAAGAUGGAGCAACUCAGGUUUGGAACCAGGCCCAGGAUGUGCCAUAUGCCUACAAGGGAAACCAGUGGGUGGGCUAUGACAACAUCAAGAGCUUUCAGAUCAAGGUUGACUGGCUGAAGAAGAGUGACUUAGGAGGUGCCAUGGUGUGGACAAUUGAUAUGGAUGACUACUUGGGCACUUUCUGUAACCAGGGAAAAUACCCACUGAUUAAUGUUCUCAAAAAGGGCCUUAAUCUGGACCAAGCAUCUUGCGCCCCUCCUGCCACACGACUUCCUCCAAUUGCCGGAGUGAGCACGACUCCUGGAGACAGCUCUGGAGGAAGCUCCGGCGGGGGCUCCAGUGGCGGCAGCUCUUCCGGUGGGGGCUCCGGCACCAGCGGCAUGGACAGUGGGUUCUGUGCUGGAAAGGCCAACGGCAUGUAUGCUGACCCAACAAACAAGAACCAGUUCUACAACUGCAGUGGGGGAAAAACCUACUUUGAGAACUGUGCUGCUGGUCUGGUCUUUGACAGCUCUUGUUCUUGUUGCAACUGGUCCUAAAGCUGAAGUUAUAGAUUGACUGGUUAACUGCUCAAAGGCGGGUUGAGUUUGUUUUACAUUUGUUCUUAGUUCUCAGAGCCUAACUACUUUGAGUACAAAGAACAUCCCUUCACAUGUUGGGUGUUAAACAAUGUAAACCCCGAUGCUGUCACUUUGAAUAGUUCCUUUUGAAAGCAAAGACAAAUAAACAUUUGAAUUG